AUGGUCAUGGGAGUGAACUGGAUGAGGGGGAUGAGUCCAAUGGUUUUUGACUUUAACAAGCUUACUGUGGAGUUCAACAAAGAAGGACAGAACAUCAAGCUUCAAGGUAAUGCACCUACAACUCAACUUUCUAUGAUGACUGGCAAGGCUUUACAUAAAUGGCUCAAGAAAAACAAAAAUGGAUUGUCUAAAGUGGAGUAUCUUGGACAUAUCAUCACUGGAGAAGGAGUCACAGCUGACCCAGCCAAGAUUGCAUGUAUGCUCAAGAGGCCAGUACCAUCUACUUUGAAGGAAAUCAGAGGGUUCCUAGGCCUUACUGGGUACUAUAGAAAAUUUGUGCAAGGGUAUGGUAUAAGUAAGCCAUUGACAGAACUGCUUAAAAAAGAUAACUUCCAUUGGAAUGUCGAUGCUCAGAAUGCAUUUGAAACCCUCAAGCAAGAUGUCACCAAAACCCCAGUACUUGUACUGCCAGAUUUCACUCUACCAUUUGAAGUAGAGAUUGAUGCCUAUGAUACAGGAGUGGGAGCAGUCUUAAUGCAGAACAAGAGGCCAAUUGCUUAUUUAAGCAAGGGCAUGGGUAAAGGUUUCUCUCAAUGUCCACCUAUGAGAAGGAGCUACUUGCUAUAG
This is a messenger RNA of Papaver somniferum (opium poppy), 627 nucleotides long. RefSeq lists its product as uncharacterized. NCBI's taxonomy places the organism in Eukaryota, Viridiplantae, Streptophyta, Magnoliopsida, Ranunculales, Papaveraceae. The transcript has 2 exons. Bases 1 to 627 code for a protein of 208 amino acids. The record is from RefSeq and is a predicted model, not a curated record.